AUGGCGCGCAGCGGCGGCAGCGGCAUUCGCCUGCGGCAGCCUCGCCGCGGCAGCUCUGAGAGCACCCUAGAUGUCCGGCUGCUCUCCGAGUCGCAGCGCACCGGCGGCGGCGGCGCGCUGCUGUACGACUACGAGUACGAGCUGAGCAGCACGCGGGGACGCAAGCGCAUUGUCAACACAGUCAGCAUCACAGGCUCCAAGCUCUACAUCCUCAAUGGCCAGUUCAAGUGCGAGAAGGACGGCUGCGGCGACGACGGCGCCACGCAGGAUGCCAUCGAGACGCUGCGCGGCGUGGCCGCCUCGUUCGACGCGGGCGUGGCUGGCAAGUGA
Messenger RNA from Monoraphidium neglectum, 330 nucleotides. Its product is annotated as PsbP-like protein. The transcript has 3 exons. NCBI's taxonomy places the organism in Eukaryota, Viridiplantae, Chlorophyta, Chlorophyceae, Sphaeropleales, Selenastraceae. The coding region runs from base 1 to 330 and encodes 109 amino acids. The record is from RefSeq and is a predicted model, not a curated record.